CAGGCCCUUAUCUUUGGUGAGCAGCUGGGCCGGGCUGGGGCAGGGCUCAGGGCCGUGGGGCCGGGCGCCGUGGGGCCGGGGUGUGCGGGGAUGGGCCCCCAGCGGCUGCCGUGGUUCCUGCUCCCCACUGCGGCCUUGCUUGGCCUCCUCUUCCUCUCCAGCCUCCGGCUCCCAGAGGUGCACCUCUCGGCCUGCGUUCGGGGCGGGCGGCCCUGUGGCUGGCUCGGGGGCAGAGGGGAGACGCCCCCCUCCGAAGAGAACGGGAAGCCGCCCCUUCUCGCCCAGACGAGCGGCUCCCGGCUGCCCCUCCCCAGGCAUGGGAUCCCCCCUCCGGCCCGGGCCCCCCGCUGCCCAGGCCAGGCCUUCCAGAUCAGCCGCCUCCUGGCGGCCUUCAGGGCCUGCCUGACUCCGGACGGAGAAAUCCUGCUGGGAGAGUAUCUGGCUGGCUGGAAAGAACUGAUCAAACUGAUAGACACUCUGGGGGCCGCCUUCGGCCUCCUGGCCCGGGAGACGCAGACGAAGAUGGAGAUCCUGCAGGGGCACCGUGCGGGGCCGCACGCCCCUCACUACCGCACCCUGCAGGCCAUGGUGGCCUUCGAGCUGCGGCGCGGCCUGGUGGGGCUCCGGGCACUGCCCCCGGGCCGGCCCCCCUCGGGCUGCCGGACCCUGCUCCGCCUCCACCGGGCCCUCAAGUGGCUGGAGCUGUUCCUGGGGAAGUUGAGCCGCAGUGGGCCGGAGGAAGACCCCUCCCAGCUCUGCGCCGAGGCCUACCAGGCGGCCCUGGCCCCGUACCACAGCUGGUGGGUGCGCCAGGCGGCCGGGCUGGCCUUCCUGGCCCUGCCCUCGCGCCAGGAGCUGUACGGGCUCGUCUGCGCCGAGGGGGAGCGGGAGGCCCGGGCCGUGCUCCUGGACGCGGUCGGCGUCAUCGCCGGAGUCUAUAACGUCACCCAGCGGCUCUACGCCGCCCGUGGCCUCUUGGAGCUGCCCUGAGUGGUCGCCGGGGGGCGCCGGAGAGGACAGGGUGGGGGGCACCGGCUCCCCCCGGCCCCAGGGCGGGGACUGGCUGGCUCAGGGGUGCAGGGAACGGGGCAGGGGCCUGUCCCCUCUGGGGGGCGCCGGCUCCCCCUGUCCCCAGGGCAGGGAAUGGGGCAGGGGCCUGACCCCUCUGGGGGGCGCUGGCUCCCUCCGGCCCCAGGGCGGGGACCGGCUGGCUCAGGGGCGCAGGGAACGGGGCAGGGGCCUGACCCCUCUGGGGGGCGCCGGCUGGGCUCUCCCGGGCAGGGCGCUGGGCGCGGUUGUGAACCAGAAGCCCCGGAAACGGGGCCAAGUAAAGAGACGCCCCGAGCUCGA
Messenger RNA from Caretta caretta (loggerhead turtle), 1350 nucleotides. It is a transcript of the gene GLTPD2, whose product is annotated as glycolipid transfer protein domain containing 2. Gene Ontology annotation, biological process: ceramide transport; intermembrane lipid transfer. Gene Ontology annotation, cellular component: membrane; cytosol; cytoplasm. Lineage: Eukaryota; Metazoa; Chordata; Testudines; Cheloniidae. The record is from RefSeq and is a predicted model, not a curated record. Gene Ontology annotation, molecular function: ceramide 1-phosphate transfer activity; ceramide 1-phosphate binding.